Tetrahymena thermophila SB210 is the source of this 4320-nucleotide messenger RNA. RefSeq lists its product as hypothetical. The record is from RefSeq and is a predicted model, not a curated record. NCBI's taxonomy places the organism in Eukaryota, Ciliophora, Oligohymenophorea, Hymenostomatida, Tetrahymenidae. The transcript has 4 exons.
AUGAGCCUGCCACCUUAACAGCAAGAUCUAUUUAAAAACGGGCAUUAAAGAUGGACUUCAUAUAUAGCUGACUAGAAUUUCUCAUAAAAUUAAAGUAUCAACGGAGCGAUGAGCUUUGCUAAUUCGCAAUAGACCAAAUAAAAUAAUUAGAUUUUAGCAUCAUUUUAAAAUCCUCCAACAACAGCAUCCACAACUCAUAUCCACCAUACUUAGCAAGCAGUUACAUAGCAAUAACUAUAACAGCAAUAAUAGCAGCAACAAUAAGCAGUAGCGGUAGUAUCAGUCCCAACACAGCUGCAGCAAGUAUCCUAGUCUUCAUCUUAAGCACCACACACUGCCCUCAUCAUGGGAUAGGUCAAUUAGCCUCCAUAGAAUGCUCUUCCACUCGGAUAGUACGACAAAAAUUCAUAAAACAAGUUCUAUUCUGGGACUUUUCAGCCUAUCCAAAGAAACGGAUAAUAUAAUUAUCCUGUUUAAUUGAUUGCGUCUCAAGCAGGAUCUUAAGCUUAACAAGUCUAGCCACCAUAUCCUAACAGCGCUGCCCAGUCUCUCUCUUCUUCUUAGCACUAAAUAUUAAAUCAGUAAUAGUCUAGUUAAAAUCCCUCUUAAUAGCAAAACUUAGCAGGAGUUAACUCAUAGAAUUCAGCAUCGUCUACUGGUUCUUCUACUUCAUAAACUUUAAACAAUUCUUAAAACUAGGGAUAGCAAGGCUAAUAAGCUUAGAGUACUUAGAAUAAUAGUUCUUCUUUAUAAUAAUAGAAUAAAAAUUUGUUAAAUGUGAAUGGUAAUCUUGUAGGUACUUCAAGCGGAAAUGCAAACAUUUCAAAUUAAUUAGGCAGUUCUAGCAACAAUACUAAUAGCAAUACAAAUGGCUCUAUCAAUAACGCAAAUUGUAGUAAUUAGACUAAUAGUAAUAGCAAUUAAACAAAUGGAUAAAGUAAUAUGAAUGGAAGCAACCACAAUAGCAAUACGAAUGGAGGAUUACCAAAAGGAAACACAAGCAAUAGCAGCAAUAGCAACAACAAUAGCAGUAAUAAUAACAAUAACAACAAUAGCAGUAAUAAUAACAAUAACAACAAUAAUAAUAACAGCAACAAUAACAAUAAUAGUAGAGACAGCAUCUCAUCUAAUGGUCAAAUUUAUCAUAGAAUGGGAGAUGUAAAUCUUUGCAAAUAAAAUCUCUGUUGCAUGGUUUGUGAAAAGAAUAUUUGUGAUGAUUGCCAAGAUCACAUGAAAGAUCAUUAUGCAUUGAAUAUCGAUAAAUUAUUUGAACAAUCUUUUGCAAAUUAAAUUAGCUCCACCCAAAAAUCAUAUCAAUCAUGCUUAGACAGUCUUGAAAAAAAUGAAAAGACAUUUAUAAAAUUUUAAGAAGCAAUUCAUGAACUAAUAGAUAAUGCUUACCAUAAUUAUAAAAUAGCAGAAGCUUACAAUAACAAGGACUAUAAACUCUUUGGAUAAAUUUUUAGAAAGCACUAUUAAAUUACAUCAACUUAAGAAAAUCCUUCAACUUUAUCCUACUAGGAGAAACCCGAAAGUUCUGUUAAUUAAAAAGAUAUCAUAAGCAAACAAUUCGAAAAAAAUUAUGAAAAGCUUUAUAACUUUAUCUUAAUCAUGAACUAAAUUACAAUCGAUGAAAUUACUUAGCAUUUAGGUUAAUAAACUACUUAAUAAUCAGUACCUAUUUUUAAUGUAAUUGGUUCUAAUAUUGCUUCUAAUUAAAAUACUUUAAAUUAACUACAAUAACCUAACUAAGCGAUUUCUACAUAACCUACAGUCUAAUAAUCUGGAGGCCAAUUGUAAAUUAAUUAGAUGAAUGGAAAUACCCCAUAACAAAUCCACUUACCAGGUCCUCCACCCUUAGCAUAACAUCAAGCAUAAGGUCAUCCAAUUCAAAAUUAUUAAUAUAUUGGAACUUAAUUUAUUGACCCCCAUCUCAAUUUUCCUUAGGGAGGAACUCACCCCUAAGGUUUUUAUAUUCACAACCCUCACGUAAGAUAUCCACCAAGUAUUCCUAUGCAUAAUUAGCACUUAAAAGUUGCUCCUGGUCCUGCUAACAAUUAUUUAAUCCAUUAAAUACCAUAAAACGGAGGCUUGAAUAAACCAAAUACCUACCAAAAGCAAGAUUUUAAUAGUUGUAUUGACUAAGGCCCUACAAAAAAGAUACAAACAAAUCCUAAAUAAAAACCUAAUGUUAGUAAUAGCUAAUCAAAUGUUUACAAUUCCACAUAAAACUCAAUGCUUUCACUAAAUAAUUACUCUUCUCAUUCUAAAUAAGGUUAAUAAUACCUAAACAAUUCCUCUACAGGCAUGGCUUAGUCUCAGCUCUCUUCUGAGGAUAGUUUACCUACCUAAAAUGAAGGAUAGAUGGCAAAUAAUUAAGUAGGAGAACCUAUGAUAAGUGAAAAUUAAAAUAAAUUACUAUCUUCUGAUAUAAUUCACACAAAAUAGGAAGCCAUAGAACUUAACUCCAAAACUUCAUCACAUUCUAAUUUACCUCUAAUAUAAAACUUAUCCUAGCAAGGCUUAAAUACUACAUCUAAGCAAUCAGCCUAAUAAUAACUAGAUAAUUCUCAGCGCCUACAAAAUACCUCACCAUAAUAUUCAAACAAUUGCUCAAAUCCAUAAAACAAUAAUAGCAACGGUAAAGUGAUGGUUAGUCUUACAGCCUCUUAUUUACCCCCUGAAGAAAACCAAGAAUAACAAUAACAUAAAUCCAAGGCACCAAAAAAACAUCACUCAGAUGAAACAAAAUUAAUGGCAUACAUAGAAUGCAGUCGAGGAGUUUAAAUUAAAGAUUUAGCAAAAAAAUACUCAGUUGUUGAAGGAACUAUCAAAAAAUGGCUUAAUGAUAUUAGUAAUAAUAAAAUUACGUUUAAUCAACAUUAGCUAAAUUAAUAAGGGAUAACAUCUUUACCUCUUCUCUAAUCAUAGCAAUCUUCAACUGCUGUAACUACAAUGACUUCUGUUUCACCUAUUUUAUCAGCAGUACCUCCAACACCAUCUUCUAACAACUAAAUAAUAAACUAAAAAAUCGAAAACUUAAAUAGUUAUGACAACGAAGCCAACUAAAAUAGCAAUUCUUAGAGUUAAUAGGAAAAUGAAAUGGAUUAAAAUGAAGAACAAAGCGAUGAAAGAGAUUAGUAUGAUUAACAACUAGAGAAGGAGCAACAUCAAGAAACAAAAUUAUAAAAGUAACCAGUAAUAUAAAAAAUAGAGAACUUAGAUGUCAUAGAUAAUGAUUUAGCAUAGAAUAGCUAGACAGAAAGCAAAGAAUCUGUUGAAAAAUAAAGCGAAAUGAAAUUGAUUUGUUUUAGGAUGUUGAAGAAUAGCAAUUUCCCAGAAAUUCCUUUGGAAACAACUAUCUUUGCUCUUUCUAAAGAUAACAUUUUGCAAAUUAAAUAUAUGCCAGGUGGCGAAUAAUAGGAUAAAUUGAUUUGCUAGGAGCAUUUUAAUAAAAGAAUAAAAGAAUUGAAGUUUUAAAUAAUCAAGUAGGAAUCUAUAAUUUUUAUUCACUUGGAAGACGACUCUCUAUAUAUGUGGAGAUGGUAAUUGAAAGAGAUCUACUAGUUAAUCUAAAGAAAAGUUUAAAACUUUGAUGUUUUUGUGUAUUUUGGACAUCUUUUUGUAAUUGUCUAAAAGGGAGAUAUGCACAUUUAAGUCUAUACUAUGGACAAUAAACUAAUAUCAAAUAUUUCAAAUGUUCGACCAAAAGAAGACUGCUUUGGAGAAAACUACACUAUUAAUAACUUAGUAGGUUGGGGAAGCGAAGAGAAUAAAUAGUGGUACAUUUGUUGCAAUAGUGGAAAUUACUUUUGGGCAUAUUCACUAGAAAUUAAUGAACAAUCCUUGUAGACUUUCUUUUAGAAUCAAGCACCUUUAAAUGAUUUCAAGAUUAUCUAUGAGGCUUUUACAGAAGAUUGCUAAGAAAUCUUUAAGAUGAGACUUCAUAAAAACUAGUUAACAUAACAAGAAGUUAUAGGAGCUAGCGACUCUGGAUUACUAUAUAUUUUUGAUAUUUUGAAGGGUCGUCAAAGCUACUUUAAAAUGAAGAGUUAGGGAGAGAAGUAAAUGCUAGAUAUAUAAGUCUUCCACCCGUACAAUUAAAAUCAUGAUGAAUUAUAAUCAAACGAGUAAAAAGAGCAAGAUGAGCCUAAGAUUAUUUUAUGCUACGACAGUUUUAUUCGUAUCCGUAAAUAUAAAAAAUUAUAAUUCCCACAAGGAAUGAGAUGCGCUACAUUAGAGGUAAAAACAUAAGAAAUAAUAAUUUAUUAUGUUUAAAGUACACAAGACUAAAUUCUUAAGCACACCUUGAAUUCUUGA